Molecule: messenger RNA, 2620 nt
Organism: Dufourea novaeangliae
Lineage: Eukaryota; Metazoa; Arthropoda; Insecta; Hymenoptera; Halictidae
Product: carboxyl-terminal PDZ ligand of neuronal nitric oxide synthase protein
Exons: 12
Coding region: 713-2608 (631 amino acids)
Molecular function (GO): nitric-oxide synthase binding
Source: RefSeq, a predicted model, not a curated record
GUUCGACGUUAUUAAAAGACGAUAGCCGAAGGUAGUGACGCGAUUCCGAAGACUCUGGUGGCUGUUGCAUCCCUUCCUCGUUAUCUCGCGCGUGCUUGCUUCGCGGAUCCGCACACGUCGUUCCCUUUCUCUGGAAAUCGCUGGUUAAACGCGCGCGCGUGUAUCGUGCGGCUAAGGAUCUGCGUGUGUUUUCCUCCGGUGGGAAGGAAAGGACGCGCGAAAAGAAAACUAGCAGGACGAAAAAGGCCGAGAGAGGAGACCGAUGGAGCCGGUUGCAAGUACGUGCAAGAAGAUCAAGUGGUCGCGUACCGUCGAAUAAUUUCGCGGACGUGAAGGUGCCUCCUGUGGAACGUUUGGUGGGUUACGGUGACCGAGUCAAUCUCUGUCAUCUGUUUCAAAGAAGAGAGGGAAAGGGAGAGCCGGGUACGUGUGUGGAGGCGAGUGUAUUGGAUCGCGCCAUGGGGCGUCAGUGUGGCUGGUCCUUCACCAACGGCGGAACCUGAAUGUGUGCAUAUUUCUCCCGGCUGACUGGCCUGCCUUCCACCGUUAAGCUGCGUUCACAAGGGGAGCCGAUUUUCGGGCAAGGACCGCGGUUCGGUCGCUAUCGCCAGGAAGAAGAAUCGAAACGGUUAAUGAGGACCGUCCGGCUUCGAUCGUCCAAUCGGCUAGCAGCGAGACUGGACGAGCACAAUCGGAUGAAGUUGGGCCAAGCAUGCCCUCUAAGAAGCAAUACAAUCUCGUACAUAAUGACGAGUACGACACGAGGAUACCGUUGCACAGUGAGGAGGCGUUCCACCGUGGGAUUGUCUUCCACGCCAAGUUCAUCGGCUCUAUGGAGGUUCCUCGACCGACCAGCCGAGUGGAGAUCGUGGCGGCGAUGCGAAGAAUCCGCUACGAGUUCAAGGCCAAAGGGAUCAAAAAGAAGAAAGUGACGCUAGAAGUGUCGGUGGACGGCCUGAAAGUCACGCUUCGGAAGAAGAAGAAGAAGCAGCAACAGUGGAUGGAUGAGAAUAAGAUAUACCUGAUGCACCAUCCCAUAUACAGGAUAUUCUACGUCUCCCACGAUAGCCAUGACUUGAAAAUUUUUAGUUACAUUGCUCGCGACGGAAGCAGCAACACCUUUAAGUGUAAUGUCUUCAAAUCUAGCAAAAAGAGUCAAGCGAUGAGGGUGGUCAGGACGGUAGGACAAGCUUUCGAGGUGUGCCAUAAAUUAAGUAUAAACCACGCCACGGAAGACCGUGACAGAGGGGACAAGGAACGGGAGAGGGAUCACGUGGAGAAUCAUCGUGACGUUUACGAGGACCAAGACGAAAUACCGAACGAGCAGUCGCAGCCAUCGCCGUCCUCUGUGCACAAAGAUAUAUCGCUGUUAGGAGAUACGGAGGAAUCUGUACCGGAAAAGACUGUCCCAUGUCUUCUCAGGUCGCACGAAGUCCCAGCUACUACAGCGUCUACCACGCCGAUAAGACAGUCGCCGUCGGGCACGGUAACCUCCGAUUGCGGAGGAUUACUCGUUGGCGGCGAAUUGACCGCUCUGAAGCAUGAGAUUCAACUGUUGCGAGAGCGAUUAGAGCAACAGAGUCAACAAACCAGAGCCGCCGUUGCCCAUGCGCGAUUGCUUCAGGAUCAGCUUGCAGCUGAAACGGCAGCUCGCGUCGAAGCUCAAACAAGAACACAUCAGUUGUUGGUGCAAAACAAAGAGCUAUUGGAGCACAUUGGCGCGCUGGUCGGCCACCUACGAGAGCAGGAACGUAUCUCGAGCGGUCACAUAACCUCGCAGUCGCAGAUGCCAGGCGCGGCAACCAUACAACAAACGACGACGGUUCCUGACUUGUCGAACCUCGGCCAGUGCCAACGGACAGGAGGACAGAGUUCACCGUGGGAACUGGACCCACCUUCUCCCUACUGUUCUUAUCCACCAGACUCCUUGUACUCUGGAAACCUGAAUACGCUUGCUCUUCAAGGAAACAAUAGCACAACUGAUCAACUGCAGUUUCAAACGCAGCUGUUGGAGAGACUGCAUAAUAUAAGCCCAUAUCAACCUCAAAGGUCACCAUACAAUACACCGUCUCCAUAUGCAAUGGGUCCUAGUCUCCUCCUACCUCCUAGCAGUAGACCGUCUAACUCAGCUCAACUGUCUCCAAAUUCAAUGUCACUGCGGGUCUCCCAACCGAACAGCUUUUCAUCAUCACCAAUAAUGACGCACAAGUCGGACAAUUGUUGCGGGAAUCUGGAGACUCAGGACUCGAAAACAACAUUCAUAAAGCCCCUGCCUUGCUCCGGCGAAAGGAAUACCGUUCACCUAGCCCAGGAGAUAUUGGGUAAGCAGGAUCGGAUCAAUCUACAUGACGAAAUACCACCGAUCGUGCUGGAUCCCCCGCCUCAGGGUAAACGUUCAGAGGCCACAGCUAAACAGAUAACGGUCAAAGAGAACUCGAUUAACCAAGGAACGAACAAUAAGAGCCCUCAGAAUCAGAAGAACCUGGCGACCAUAUUGAGAACACCCGGCCCGCCGCCAUCGCGCACCACCAGCGCACGUUUACCCUCUAGAAGUGAUUUGAUGUCCGAGGUGCAAAGGACAACCUGGGCCCGACACACGACCAAGUGAAGGAAUCCUUUC